This is a messenger RNA of Aspergillus melleus, 1461 nucleotides long. Its product is annotated as cytochrome P450. The record is from RefSeq and is a predicted model, not a curated record. The transcript is spliced from 8 exons. Bases 1 to 1461 code for a protein of 486 amino acids. Gene Ontology annotation, molecular function: iron ion binding; oxidoreductase activity, acting on paired donors, with incorporation or reduction of molecular oxygen; monooxygenase activity. NCBI's taxonomy places the organism in Eukaryota, Fungi, Ascomycota, Eurotiomycetes, Eurotiales, Aspergillaceae.
AUGCCAAGCUCAAUCAGCAACAGUGAACCUUUCUUCACUGCUGUGUCUUCUGUAAAACAUAUCCACUCCCAGAUCCCGCUCCUAGAAGCGGUCUCUGCCACACUACUAUGGACUUCGAUGCUUGCGAUAUGCCUUAUCGGCUGGACCCUUUACGGACGACCGCUGCAGGAUAGCUGUGGCAAUCAGAUUCCCAAAGGGCCGCUAGGUCUGCCUGUCCUGGGGUCUUUUCCCUUCUUGACCAAGUAUCCAGAGAUGACUCUUGAUCACUGGGCCAAGAAGUUUGGGAGUUUGUACUCGAUCUGGUUGGGCAAUCAACUGUUCGUAAUUGUGUCGGACCCUCGUGUUGCCAAAGAAUUGCUGGUCACCAAUGGCAGCGUGUUCUCAUCUCGGCCAGACAUGUUUAUCAAAUGUCAGACUGUUCUCGUGGGUCGAGCCAUUGUCGCCACGCCAUACAAUGAUCGAUGGCGUAAACAUCGUCGAAUUGCAUUAUCAUGGCUGAACCAAAAGGCUGUCGACACUUACGCGGAGAUCGUUGACCGCGAGUCCAUGUCCUUGACAAAGGCAAUUUUUGAUCGAAGUGACCACGGAAAUGUUCCCGUUCGUCCUUAUCCUCUUAUCGGUCGUUGUUUGUUCAACACCAUGGCCACGAUCAACUUUGGCUUCCGGAUUGAUAGCAUUGAACAUCCUCUGGUCAGACAAAUAUUGAAACUGCAUCGCGAGUUCAUGAACUGCACUGGGUCUGUGUCGAAUCUAGUCGAUUUUAUUCCCCUGCUGCAGUAUCUCCCGACGCCGAUGUACGAACGUGGCAAAAAGGUCCAUCGAGGACUAGUCGAGAUAUACGGAGGUUUUCUCAAGAACGUCGAAAAACAAAUGGAAGAAGGAAAGGCGGUUCCAAAUUGUCUCGGCAGGACCAUGGUCGAAGUCCGGGACAAGGAGCAACUAGAUGAGCUAGACAUGACGAUGCUGGCCUCAGCCUUCAUGCUCGCUGGUGUCGAAAACCUCGGUGCAAUCUUGCAAUGGUUUUCCGCAUUGAUUCCCACUUUCCCCGAAGUCCAGAAGAAAUCACAUGAAGAUCUCGACCGUGUGGUGGGACGAGAUCGCUUGCCCACAAUUGACGACGAGAAAAGCCUGCCAUACUGUCGUGCCAUUGUCAAAGAAGUCGAGAGAGUCCACAACCCUUUUUGGUUGGGAACGCCUCAUGCGACAAGCGAGGAUUUUGUCUACCAGGGUCAAUUUAUUCCCAAGGAUACAGUAGUUGUUCUGAAUACCUGGACCAUGCACCACGAUUCCGAGCAGUAUCCUCAGCCCGACCUGUUCAAUCCUGAUCGGUAUAUCGACGAUUCCUUGACAUCAGCAGAGAGUGCCCAUUUGGCCGACCCUAUGAAACGUGACCAUUGGAUGUUUGGCGCCGGCGCAACGAGUGAUCUGGCUAGCCAUAUCUCGUAUGCUCUGGGCUUUUGA